Tuber aestivum (summer truffle) is the source of this 1825-nucleotide messenger RNA. Lineage: Eukaryota; Fungi; Ascomycota; Pezizomycetes; Pezizales; Tuberaceae. The record is from the annotation of a GenBank genome assembly.
AUGUCACCAUCGCUACCAUCAUUAGAACAACUAUACCUAGGCCUGGACCUCUCCACCCAGCAGCUAAAAUGCCUAGCGGUCACGGGUUCGUUGUCGGUGACGCACGAGGAGAUAGUAACCUUCGACAGCGACCUCCCGCACUAUGGCACGAAGAAGGGCGUGCACAUGGAUUCCGCGCUGAAUGAGGUUACCGCUCCGGUGGCAAUGUGGAUCGAGGCGCUGGAUUUAACGCUUAGCAGGAUGAAGAGGGCCGGGUUCGAAUUUGAGAGGGUGAGGGGGGUGAGUGGUGCAGGGCAGCAGCACGGGAGUGUUUUUUGGAGUGAGGAGGCGGAGGGAGUGCUGGGUGAGCUGGAUGCCAAGAGGGGGCUCGUGGAGCAAUUGGUAGGGGAGGGGGAGGGGAGGGAGGGAGUGUUUACUUGGGACAGGUCGCCGAAUUGGCAGGAUCAUAGUACGCAGGCUCAGUGCGAUGCGUUUGAGCAAUGUGUGGGGGGUGAGGAGAUAUUGGCGGGGAUUACAGGAUCGAAGGCUCAUCACGUAUGUACCCCCAAUAUCUGGAGGAGUCGACUGACCGGGUGUGCGGUGUAGCGAUUCACGGGUCCGCAGAUCUUGCGCUUUUAUCAACGGUUUCCGGGAAGGUAUGAAAGGACGAGCAGGAUUUCUCUUGUCUCGAGCUUCCUUUGCAGUUUGUUUCUUGGGAGGAUCGCGCCGAUCGAUGUAAGUGAUGUGUGUGGUAUGAACCUCUGGGAUAUGAGGAGCAAUUCAUGGUCUGGGGAGCUGCUUAAUCUGUCUGCGCCGGAUUUGAGAUCGAGGCUUGGGGAGGUGGAGAUGCAACCGGGUAAGCAUUUGGGUCCGGUUUCGGGAUACUUUGUUGAGCGGUUUGGAUUCCGUGAAGGUGAACUAUUUCCCGAGUGAUAUUUUAUGAUGACCUUGUGGUGACGAGGGAAUGGCAGAAUGCGUAAUAACACCGUUUACCGGCGAUAACCCAUCUACAAUCCUUGCACUGCCACUACGCCCACUAGACGCAAUCGUCUCCUUGGGAACCUCUACUACACUACUCAUGGCGACACCAACCUAUGUCCCAAGCCCAAGCUAUCAUCUCUUCAACCACCCGACGGACAGAGAGCUGUACAUGUUUAUGCUCUGCUACUGCAACGGUGCCCUCGCGCGGGAGAGGAUUCGAGACGAGAUCACUUCCACCUCCACCCCUACCUCCGACCCGUGGGGAGAAUUCAACGAAAAAGCCCUCUCAACCCCACCCCUGGGCAAACGCUUGAAAACCGACGACGCAAAACUCGGAAUCUACUUCCCUGUCCCUGAAAUCGUCCCCAACGUCGGUGCAGGAACGUGGCGCUACCGAAUCUCCCCAACCGGCGACCUCAAGAAAGUUGAAACCUUCGACUCGGGCAUUGAAGCCCGUGCGAUCAUAGAAAGCCAGGCACUAUCGAUGCGCCUCCGUGCGAACCCCCUCCUGUCGACCUCAACGCCGGCCCAGCCGCGAAGGGUCUACUUGGUUGGCGGUGGCAGCAAGAACCCUGCCAUAGCCGAGGUCCUCGGGCAGGUGCUUGGCGGCAAGGAGGGCGUGUACAGGCUCGACGUGGGCGGGAAUGCGUGCGCUUUGGGCGCGGCGUAUUACGCUGCUUGGGCCGUUGAGGGGAGGAAAAGAGAUGGAGAGGAGGAGGGAUUUGGGGACUUUGUGGCGGAGAGGUGGGAGGAAGGGGGACGGAUUGUUAAGGUUGGGGAGGGGUAUGAGGAGGGGGUAUGGGAGGGGUAUGGGGAUGUGCUGGACGCUUUUGAGGAGGUUGAGAGGAGGAUCGGGAGGGAGGAG